Molecule: messenger RNA, 6213 nt
Organism: Daphnia pulicaria
Lineage: Eukaryota; Metazoa; Arthropoda; Branchiopoda; Diplostraca; Daphniidae
Exons: 2
Coding region: 1-6213 (2070 amino acids)
Biological process (GO): telomere maintenance; DNA repair
Molecular function (GO): DNA helicase activity
Source: RefSeq, a predicted model, not a curated record
AUGCCACCGCGUCGCGAAUUAACUCGAGAGGAAAAGGAUGAGAAGAAUAGGAAGGCUAGGGAAAAAAGAAGUCUCGAAGACCCGGAGGCAAAACAAGUUAGAUUGGCGGCUCAGAGGGAAAAGGCCAAGUUCGUCCGUGAAGAGAAGCGUCGUCGGCUCAAUCCCGAAGAUGAUCAGGCUGCAAAGAAUUUGAAGGCGCAAAAGGCGAGAGAAGACCGUCAGGCAGAGGCACCUGACGAAAGAGCGUUGAGGCAGAGGUUAGAUGCGGACCGGAAAAGAGUCGCCCGUGCUAGCGAGACGGGAGUUGAGCAUCAAGCUAGGCUGCUCGAUCAAAGAAUCCGGCAGCAACUCCUUAGGCAGGAGCAGAAUGAAGAAGAUGAUCGUGCUCGACUGUUGGCCGAGGAGGAGCGGGUAGCAGUUCUUCGGCACGGAGAACAAAAUCUGCACGAAGAAGAAAAUCGUAUUCGAUUGGAUGCUGAGGCAGAGCGGCAGGCUGGUCUUUUUCAAUCAGAAGAAAAUCGUUUGCGAUUGGAAGCCGAGGCAGAGAGGCAGGCUGGUCUUCUUCAAACAGAAGAAAAUCGUGUUCGAUUGCAGGCCGAGGCGGAUCGGCAAGCUGCCCUUCGUCAACAAGAAACGGCAUCUAUCUUGCGAGCGAUGAAUCAGAGAACAACGUCUGAUCGUUCAACGGUUGUUCUUGCCAAUGAUGCUGUGGCAGAGCGUCCAGCAAGACAACAACACCAGGCAGGAAAGACAGCUGUCGGCAACCGAGAAACUCCUGAAGAGCAACGAGCUCGAUUGCAAUCCCAGGCAUUACGGAUGAGAAUUCUGCGGCAAGAUGAAUCUGAAGAAGAGAGAUCAGCUAGGCUUCGAGAUCAGGCCUUGAGGCAAAAAGCUCUGCACCACGAAGAAUCAGAAGCAGAAAAGUUGGCUCGACUACGGGAACAGUCAUUACGGCAAAAAGCUCUGCGGAACGGGGAAUCGGAAGCAGAGAAAUCAGCUAGGCUACGCGAACAGGCUCUGCGGCAAAGUUCCUUGCGUAGCGAAGAAUCGGAAGCAGAAAAAGCAGCUAGGCUGCGUGAAAAGGCUCUGCGGCAAAGUUCUCUGCGCAACAAGGAAUCGGAAGCCGAAAAAUCAGCCAGGCUUGGCGCACAGUCUCUGCGGCAAAGUUCUCUGCGCAACGAGGAAUUGGAAGCCGAAAAAGUAGCUAGGCUGCGCGAACAGUCUCUGCGGCAAAGAUGUCUUCGGAAUCAAGAAAUUGAAGCAGAAAAUGUGGCACGACUUCGUGAUCAAUUAGUCCGUCAGGAAGGUUUACGCGACAACGAAACUGAAGAAAGCAAUCUUUCUCGACUUCAGGAUCAGUCAUCACGCCAGGAAGUCGUACGAGAAAAGGAAACCACAACGGAACGAAUAGAGCGCGCCAUCUCUGAUAGAUUUCGUCAGCAAGUCAAUGUGUUCGACGAAAUUGAGCAGGAAGGUCGCGUUGAACACUCUGAUUUCAUGGCUGAUUACAGAGCGACCGAGAACGAAGAAGAAACUGCUAUGAGGCGUGAAGAGGAUCGGCUUCGAACAGAGUUACGUCGAGAACUUGAAGAACAACGAGAGCGAGAAAACGAAGAAUUGCGAGCCAGGGAUGCACUUGAUCAUGGCGAAAUUAAUCCAAUUGAAAAUGAAGAAGACGAAGCUCUUCGUUUGCAGUUGAUGACUGAACGCGACCGGCGUGGAAAUCCAAGAACUCAUCGGCAGGCUUGCAAAGAAAUCGUGGCAGAGGACCGCGUUCACUUGCAUGAUUGCGGAGAUUUGACCAAGAUUUGCUCGGAAUGUGAUGCCAAACAUUUCGCGAAAGAAAUGCCGAAAGACAAGAAGUUCCAGCAAUGCUGCGCAAAGGGCAAUGUCAUUCUUCCACCUGCUAAGCCGUGUCCAGAACCAUUGGCCAGCCUCUUGCAAAACCGGCAUCCCAAAUCGAAACAUUUCAUGAAGCAGAUUCGAAAUUACAACAGCGCCCAUGCUUUCGCCUCUAUGGGAGCUAAUUUUUCAACGCCGCCGGGUCGCGGCCCGACCUGUGUACGCAUCCAUGGUCAGAUUUACCACCAAACUACUCCUCUCGGUCAGACGGCAAAUCCCAGAUACUCUGAUUUGUAUUUUUUGGAUUCUGCGCAGGCUACUGAUUUCAGGGCGAAUAUCGAAAUGAUGUCAGGUUGUUGUAGAACUUUGAUGGAAGAGCUGGACGCUAUGCUUCGAGAAAUGAAUCCUUACGCCUUGACCUACAAGAUGAUGCGUCAGGUUCUUGAAGAAGAAUAUGUUCAACGUGAAGCUGAAAAUCUUCCUCACUACACUGUCGGCAUGAUCAUCACUUGCGAUAGGAGAAAUGUCGACCAACGAAGAUACAACUGUCCAACGGUCAACGAAAUUGCUGUGGUUUUCAAAAGCACUGACGGUGAACCACCAGCCUACAGAGAUAUUCGUGGCCAUCUCUACAUUCCCGUCAGAGGCCGACGAUUCAUCCAGAUUGACACAAAAAAGGUUAUGUGUGAUCCGAUGUGUUACCCACUUUUAUUUCCGAACGGUGACGACGGUUGGCAAAUCAACAUGCCUUAUACCACCACCAGACGGAGAGAGAGAGAUGAAGCGGCAGCAAUGGCCAUGAUUGUUGAAGAAGAUGAAGAGGAGCAGAUUGAUCCCUUGUGGCUCAACCCCAGAGUUUUAAUUCGUGAGGAAAUGGCCGCAGCAGAUGGCAAUGCUGUGAUUGAAAAUGAGACAGGUGAAGAACAAGAACCAGAAGCGGACGAGGAGAACGACGAUCGACCACCGAACAGAAACAGAGGCCCACGCUCAAGAGUGACGCAAGCCGAAUUUUACAGUUCGCGCAUAUCAGUUCGUGGUGAUUUCAACAACGUUUUGGCUGGGGGUCCCGUCACUCAGAUGUAUUUUGUCGAUUCUUACGUCAAGACCGAGGGGAGUCGCCUAGAUUGGCUCAGACGAAACCAGAAAGAGCUGCAUGUUGAGCGCUACUGCGGCCUGAUGGAUUACAUCAACAAUCGAGCAGAGAGAGCAAAUUUGGCAGUUGGCUCGAUCUACAUUCUCCCUUCGUCUUUUAUUGGCAGUCCUCGAGCCAUGAAACAAAAUUACCAAGACGCUAUGGCAAUUUGUGGAAAAUUUGGCAAACCGACUUUUUUUGUGACGUUUACCUGCAAUCCCAAGUGGAGGGAAAUUGUUGCUAAUAUCCCAAACUACUUGACGGCUUCCGAUCGUCCCGAUAUGGUCGCAAGAGUAUUCCACUUGAAGAAGAAAGAGUUGGUCGACGACAUCGAGAAAAAGCAAAUAUUGGGUUUCGCCGCGGCCAGAAUCGAAGUCAUCGAAUUUCAGAAACGUGGACUGCCUCAUUGCCACAUGCUGGUGUGGGUCGACAGCCGUGACGCUCCUUCGACACCAGAGGAUAUGGAUAAGACCAUCUGCGCUGAAAUUCCCGACAAGACACUCUAUCCAAGACUUUACGACUCUGUUAUGGCUCACAUGAUUCACGGUCCGUGUGGAGCCAUCAACAAAAAUUCUCCCUGCAUGGAUGAAGAGGGCUGCAGUAAAAAGUUCCCCAAAGACUUCAACGAAGAGACUAUGAUCAAUGACAACGGCUAUCCGACGUAUAAAAGAAGAAACACUGGUGUUGUACAUCGUUUGAAAAGGGGGCACACUCACUAUGAAGUGGACAACCGAUGGGUUGUUCCUUAUAACCCUUGGUUGCUACUGAAAUAUGAUUGUCACAUCAACAUCGAGUAUUGCGCCAAUAUGACCACUGUCAAGUACAUCUUCAAGUAUGUGUACAAAGGUCACGACUGCAGCAACAUUGAAACGAAAACUGGAACGCAUCAGCAGGCUGGAGAAGAAAACGAGCAGGUUUUUGUUUGGGACGAAAUCUCCACCUUUACGGACACCCGUUACGUCAGCGCGCCAGAAGCCGCCCAUAGAAUCUUCAAGUUUCCUCUCAGCGAUCGUUCUCAUACCAUCACCCGACUAGCCGUGCAUCUGCCUCUUGAACAGUCCGUCUUUUUCCAACCGGGCAACGAGGAACAGGCAGUCAUCAAUGCCGCGACCAAAGAAACGACGUUAACUGCUUGGUUCAUCUUGAAUCGGGAUAAUGAAGAAGCGAGACAGUAUUUUUACCGAGAAAUUGUCCAUCAUUUCUGUUUCGUUAGGUCGGGUGAACGUUAUUAUUGGAAACCACGAAGAAGAAAUAUUAAAAUCAUAGGCCGCUUAUAUACCGUGGGCGUCCGUCAAGUUGAGCGAUACUGCCUUCGCUUGCUUCUCAUCAACGUCAGAGGAUCAACCAGCUUUGAAGAUCUCCGCACGGUCAACGGUGUCCUUCUACCGACGUUUAAAUCAGCCGCUUCUGCUUUGAAUUUGCUGGAGGACGACAGCGUUUGGGAGAAGACCUUGGACGAUGCCGCCGCCUUUGAAAUGCCGGAGCGAUUGAGACAGCUCUUUGUCGAUGUCUGCCUCUUUUGCAAUCCUACCGACGCUCUUCAUCUCUUUGAUCGGUCUCUGCCCCACCUUAUGGAAGAUUUCAUUCGAACUGGUCACGAUGCGGAAGUCGCCAAAAACUUGACUUUGAAAUGGAUUCAAGACAAGUUGAUUCUCCACAAUAGAACAAUGGAAGAACUCUCUUUGCCUGUUCCUGACUUUCAGCUUAUUCGCCAAAUUAUUGAAGCUCAACUCGAAGAGAAUACUGCAAUUACCCGGAUAGAAAAGAGACGAUUGGGUGAACUGAUGGUUACUCAAUUGAACGAAGGUCAACGAGCCGCCUAUGAUCAAGUCAUGGCUGCCAUCAACGACAACAACAACUCAGUUCCCCAUCAGUAUUUUUUGGAUGGUCCUGGAGGUACUGGCAAGACCUUUUUGUACAACACUCUGAUCACCGUACUGCAAGGCCAAGGGAAGACAGUCAUCGCCGUCGCUUCUACCGGCAUCGCUUCUACGUUGUUGAUUGACGGCUCAACAUACCAUUCCCAAUUUAAGAUCUACCCUCCAAUUACCGAAGUUACCAGAUCGAAAAUUGUAGAUGGAAGCACUCUCGCUAAUUUGAUUUUAAGUGCCGUUCUCAUCAUUUCCGACGAAGCCACAAUGAAGACAAAUCACGCUCUCGACGCUUUUAAUUUCCUCUUUCAAAAAUUGGAAAAGAAAAAUAUACCUCAUGGUGGAAAAGUCCUUCUUCUUGGUGGUGACUUUCGUCAAUGUUUACCAGUCGUCCGACAUGGAAACAGGGUGAAGGUGGUGGAAGCUACAAUCCGAAAUAACGCAACGUGGCCUCUGUUUCGUCAUCUUCGUCUAACCCAGAAUAUGCGUACCGUGGCCGGCAAUCAAGACUACGCUGACUGGCUUAUUCAGCUUGGAAACGGUACUCUGCCAACGAAUCCAAGACUUAACAAUCCCGAUCUCAUCGAAAUUCCUGCCGAAUUUCUGGACUUUGGACGGAAUUUGAUUGAGUACGUCUUUGGUGUUCCUUCUCUUCUUUUGGAUCCAGAGGUAUCUCAGCAGAUUUGCAGUCGAGCCAUUCUCUGUCCGAAGAACGAAGACUGCCUACGGAUCAACAAUCAGAUCAUCAAAGACAUGCCUGGAAUAGUUCAUCAGUACAAAAGCAUCGACACGAUUGAUUCGGACGAUCCUGAAGAAAUUGCCAAUUAUCCAACCGAGAUUCUCAACACCUUUAAUGUGUCCGGAAUUCCCACUCAUGUUCUCAAGUUGAAAGUGGGAGCCAUCAUCAUUCUGCUCAAGAACAUUGAUUCGCGUAAGGGUCUCUGCAAUGGCACCCGUCUCAUCAUCAGGGCCCUCAGAGAAAAUCUGAUCGUUGCAGACAUCGCUUCCGGCAAGAACAAGGGUCACACGGUUUACAUCCCGCGAAUGACGCUGUCGCCCACCGAUUCCGAUCUUCCUGUCACACUCAAGAGGCUCCAGUUUCCUGUGCUGUUGGCAUUUGCCAUAACCAUCACCAAGUCACAGGGCCAGACUUUUGAUCGUGUCGGCAUUUUCCUCCCGGAGCCUAUCUUUUCUCACGGUCAGCUGUAUGUGGCUUUUUCACGUGCAACAUCGAAAGAAGGAGUGAAAGUCGAAAUAGCUGAAUCUGCAAAGCAAGGACGGCUUUUCAGAAAUCACCUGACAGCCACUGAAGAGGAAAAAGAAAAAGUAUUCACCGUCAAUAUUGUUUACAAAGAAGUCCUUUUGUAA